This is a messenger RNA of Paraphaeosphaeria sporulosa, 720 nucleotides long. RefSeq lists its product as uncharacterized. Lineage: Eukaryota; Fungi; Ascomycota; Dothideomycetes; Pleosporales; Didymosphaeriaceae. The record is from RefSeq and is a predicted model, not a curated record. Bases 116 to 538 code for a protein of 140 amino acids. The transcript has a single exon.
GCGGUUUGCUGCGCGCGCGCUAACACAGUCGUUGUCUCUCACGACACCCCAAAGACCGAAGCUAAGCUCAUACCUUUGAGAGUAGAGAAAGUAGUAGUAGAGACUAGGGUAACUUAUGCUACUAUACAUCUUCAUGUCUUUUAGCUGUUACUGCAUCUACGGUGUUCACCUUGACGCAAGAGGCUGUUCAGCACAGCCCACGCUGGACGUCACUGUUCGGCGGCCCAAAGCGUCCUUUCCAAGUUACAGCUCUGCAGAGGAGCUUUUGACGAUUUGGCAAGGCCAGACCAGUCAUUGGACCACAAGAAGUGUUUCAGCAUGGCCCCUCCGCUGGGCUGAGCUGCCGCAGUCUGCCUCAGUCUCGCAGGCAGCAACAGGUAGCACUAGGUGGCAACUGGAGAACUGUCCCAGUGUAGCCUGCUGUGAGACUCAGCCCACCACAAAGCCAGCAAGCUUGACUGCUAUUUGCCAAAGACUUCUGCGCUUUGUCACCCAAGUUUAUUGCAGCAAGUCUUGCCGGCGCGCUCGCGCCACGUGACCCGUGGCAGGUGCCCUGACGGGCUUAGCGCGAAGCCCAACCCCCAGAAGAGCAGCGACGUCCCUCACCCCGAUCUCUCUGCCGCAUUUUCCACCGUCGCUCUUCCAUGACGGCCCCUUCUCUAUUUAAUCUGCUUGCGCUCUGAGCGUCUCCACUCCUUCGUCUAAUCCGCGCGCAAACCU